Molecule: messenger RNA, 210 nt
Organism: Suillus subaureus
Lineage: Eukaryota; Fungi; Basidiomycota; Agaricomycetes; Boletales; Suillaceae
Exons: 1
Source: RefSeq, a predicted model, not a curated record
CUCUGCAAAUCUUGUCAGGGUGAAGAAGGAUUGCUCUGGUGCUUGACUUGCUCUGGUGACCAUUCAUGGUGCCAUGCAUGCAUUCUUACAGCCCACCAGUCAUUACCCUUUCAUAAGAUACAACAGUGGAACAGAAAGUGCUUCUGUGACACAUCCCUCACCCAGCUUGGUUAUAUAUGGCACCUGGGUCACAGAGGACAGCCAUGUCCA